AUGAGCAGCCCCCAGGUCACACCGCCGCCCCUGCCCCGCCAAGGGUCCCGCCCGGCCGCGUCCCCGGGCAUCGCGGGGCCCCGGGCAUCGCGGGGCCCCGGACAUCACAGCGCCCCGGGCAUCGCGGGGUUCCGGUCCGGAGCCCCGAGCCUGGUGUCUGUUGAGCACCUGCAGGUGCAGGCAGGGCUCUGGGUCAGGGAUGCAGCAGGGAUGCAGCAGAGGUCCCUCACAUAUGGCUGGCUCAGCCCUGGAGAUGCCAUAAUGGUGUCUGAUAGCCCUGGGAGUGACACGAUGCUCUCCAGUAACGAGCCCGACCCCGGAAUGGCCUCGAGGGAGAUGGACAUCGCCGUCAUUGCAGGCGUGAUCGCGGCCGUGGCCUUCGUGCUGGUCUGCCUCCUCUUUCUCAUGCUGCACUACAUGUACCGGCACAAGGGCACGUACCACACCAACGAGGCCAAGGGCACGGAGUUUGCCGAGAGCGCCGACGCGGCCCUGCAGGACGACCCGUCCCUCCAGGACAACGGUGACAGCAGCAGAAAGGAGUACUUCAUCUGA
Molecule: messenger RNA, 555 nt
Organism: Lipotes vexillifer (Yangtze River dolphin)
Lineage: Eukaryota; Metazoa; Chordata; Mammalia; Artiodactyla; Lipotidae
Source: RefSeq, a predicted model, not a curated record